Pocillopora meandrina is the source of this 6931-nucleotide messenger RNA. The record is from the annotation of a GenBank genome assembly. Lineage: Eukaryota; Metazoa; Cnidaria; Anthozoa; Scleractinia; Pocilloporidae.
AUGCGAUGCAAUCAGACUAUAACGUUUAUAAUUCUUUGUCAAAUCUGCUUGUGGAAUUCCAAAUCUGAGAGCAGGUAAAAUUGUGUUAUUUUCUGAAGAUUUACUCGCAAGAGGUGAUCAUGUGUGUGCUGAGAUAAAAAAAAGAAGUACAAUGAGUUGAAAUGUUUACAUAGAUAAAUUUAUCCCUAUAAUUUUCCCACUACAGAGCGUACCAAAACAGAAAUUUUUAAAAUUAGUAAAGAGCAUCUUUGGCAUUUUAAAGUAAAUCGAUACUGAGCAGUAAGUCGUGAAAUAAGAUUUAAAAUUGAUGUAUACACGUCUUUGCCCUGGUCUACUACUUCUUGCUAGUUUUGGUAUUUGUUUUGAUUUACUAUUGGUCAUUAACAGCCAGGUAGCGACUUAUUGUUAAUUUAGAGAUGGUUAAAUUGUAUCUCAGUGUUAUAUAGCAAAACAUAUGUCAUAAUAAUGGUAAAAGUUUCCCCAAAACCAAUCGAAUCAUCUCUUUUGUCUACAUUUAUAUUGAGUUAGAAAUGAAUAUACACUUUGUUGCUUUCAGAUCUUUAGGAGGAAACAAGGAAAAGAAUGACACAAAUCCGGCAGACAAUUCCGACCUUCCUUUUAGAAAUAAGUAAGAGUAAUUUUAGUUUCUAAACUAGUUACUAGUUAUUUAUUUAAUCGUAACCUCAGGUCAAAAAUGCGAUGAAGCAAAAUCCUCGAUUUGUAAAAUUUAGAAUGCAUAGCGAAGCCUUCAGGGCAGUCUCUAAUGCAACACCGGAUGAAGGGUAUAAGGAAAGUGACUUAAGAUCUAAGAUCCCUCAGUAUUGCUUCGAGUGAUUAUGAAUUGCAUCAUUCUUGCUAUAUUAAAACGCGAUCCUAUUUUGAAAACCACUCGGUUUUGGUCCAUGACUGGUAAACCCGUUGUAAUCAUCUUUCUGUUUCAAUAAGCUGUCGAUCAUUAUUACUGUUAUUGCAAGUCGUUAUGCUGGAUGCCUUCGUCGCCAUUAAAGCCCUGUAAUAAAUCAAAAUUAAUCUUAACUCAAAGGUUGAAAAGGUUUCGAUAAUCAACAGUCCAUGCGCAACACAGUGAGAUAUUAGACUGUGAUUCAUCUAUAAAAGAACUCUUGAUUUCAAAAAUCCAGAAGGAAUGCAAUGAUAGAUAGUAGCAGUGGAACAGCAUUAAAGACCACAACGAUCAAUUCACAUCAAAGCGGAAAGGAAAAAAAAGUAAGACUUUCUUUGCUCUUUCUUCACAGGAAAACUGUGCGAAGUACUCACCCACAUUCAAACCUGACCCGUAUGAUUCUUGGCAACGUGUCUGUAGAAGAUGCUGUGGAAGUCAUGUAUGUUUUGCACCUUCAAGUAUUUAUGAGUCGUCUAAUUUUCUACUUUGAUAUUUUCUAACAUUCUCUGCAACUGGGGAAGGCUUCAAAAAGAAAAAAAAAAAAUUCGAACGCAGUUGUCCCUUUAAUUUCCUGGCCAGCGUUUGAUUAAAUUGUCCCUUUUGAUUAUCACAAAGCCUUUUGUACCUCGACAGGAGAGACGACAUGCCAGUGCUUAACAAUAAGUACAUUAACGAAACAGUGGCGGGAAAGAGUAUGUCAAGUCUCUUGGAAGCAGUUUUCAAAACCUACGACAAGCGUAUUAGACCCUUUUAUGAUGGUAGGACCAUAUAUCUUUUAAGUUAAACAUAUCUUUGGAGACUUCAAAACUUUGAAAUAGCCAUGGUUAUAUCACUCAUAACUUUAAAUAGAAAUGUUAACGUUUUAAUCCGUUGGUGUCACGAUCGUCGACGCCAUUCACCCACCCAAUUUUUCGGUUGGCUCACGAGUCUUACCCGGGACAUGAUUUAAAAAGAUACAAACGAAUUAAUCGAUAAAUGAAUAUAGGUAUGAAUGACAGUGAUCGAUAACCGCUUAAAGUACAUUAGAAUGCUAAUUUCGGUUAUUUUCUCAGUUAGGUACUAUUUUGAGAUAUCUACCACAAUUUACGUGACUUGUUAGAACUGCAUAGUAAUAGUUGAGUUUGCCCAUGAUUUACACAGUUGUUAAAGUAAGGUACUUUUAGCGAUUGCAUCCAUGUCGGGUGAAAAAAUAUUGAUAUAAGACAGCAUACUUUCAAGAAAGAAAACCCCUUGUGUUUCUUCAGCUUCUCAUUUACGCCAUAAAGAUCCGACAUUAUGCUUAUUGCUUCCCAUUCUAGUUAAAACACUCGACGUCGCCAUGGACCUACUCAUUCUUUCAUUUGGAGAACUUAGUGAAACCAAUAUGGUAAGAAUCGUAAUGAAGUUUAUUAACUUCUUAGCGGAGUGCUGAAGCGUUGGUAAAAGGUAAGUUAACAAGUCGCGAUUUGCAUCUGAUAAGUAGAGGAGGUUGCACCUGGCUUGGUUUAUAAACUAUUCAUGGCGCGCACGAGAGAAAAAGUACUGCAAUGCCAGAUUGCAAUUGUAUGUUUGUUUGCAUGGUUCCUUGGAUUAACGAUUUUCUGAGGGAAGAGCCACUUGGCUGGAAAUCUGACUUUGCAUCUUUACAUACACUCAUACUUAUUCACCAAAGCUCCUUUAUCACCUCUAGGCCUGGCUCAGGGCUACAUGUUUCCACACUCCUAGAUAUAUUUCAAUUAAGUGUCCAAAGUUAUUUGGGUAUGCAUGGAAAUAAUGUCUCAUCAAGCCACAUUUUCUUAAACCAUAGUUUUAUUCAUAAUGAUAGUUCUUUGGUGUUCAUUAGGAAUUUUCCGUUGAUUUAUACAUGGGACAGUUCUGGCGUGAUCCUCGUUUAGGAUUUGGUCUUAACAAAACUAUUAUUCUGAGUGGAGAUGCAACGGACAAACUCUGGGUCCCAGACACCUUUAUUGUAAAUUCAAUCGACACAAAAAUCCACCAAUUGAUAGCAGUCAACAAGAAAGCCUGGGUCCAUCUGGGAAACGGAACGAUCAUGCUGGUAUUGAGGUAAGUAGGGCACAAGUAAAAUAUUACACGCAUAACGAAAGAAGAUACGCAUCACGAUAAAGACAACGAGGAAAAAGCAUGAAGAAAUAAAGGUAGGGAAAAAACGAAGGAAUAACUUCGGUAAGGCAGACAAACAGAGACAGAUAAACAAAUAGACAGACAGACAGACAGGCAGACAGACAGAUGGUUAGACAUCGAUAUUUAAGGCACUUAGACAAGUGGUUGUGGCUUGAAGUAAUUUAGCCUUCAAAGAGGUGUCGUGACAUCUUUGCACAAGAAGUUACUACGCUCACGUUACCUCUCAAUGACAGAAAUACGAUGACCGAGUUGACUCCUCCCUGUUUUUUUGCACAAAGAAAAAGGAUUUGGUUUUCUAAGGGAAAUUUUUCAUGUGAGCCUGAAGCAAAGAUCAUUCCCAUACCCCUCCCCGGCCCCCCCCCACAAAGUGCUUUACACCUCGGUUGCCUUUCAAUGAGAGGCAGCUGCAUUGAAAAUAGACCUAAUCUUUCACUAACAGAUACACUGCUCGAAGCUCUUGUAAAGUGGACCUCAGGGAUUAUCCGUUAGAUGAACAGAUCUGUCACCUAUUUUUUGAGAGCUGUAAGUGCUAAAUAAUAUCAUCAAUCAAAACUACGAAAUGCAUAAUUGGAAAGAGUUUGUUGCACUUUUGAUUAAAAGUUAUGAAUGUGUACCGUUACGUCUUUUGGCAAUGAAAGGGUCACUGAGAUCGUCGGGCCAGGAAACGUAGGUCGUAAUAACAAGACUUUUUUAUCACAUUGUUUGUUUGUUUCGGAUGGAGGGUGGAAAACCAGAGAAUCCAUAGAAAAUACUGUAGGAGAAAAGAGGGGAACCAUUAACAAACUGAACCAGGUCAGGUCGAGAAAUCUCACCUGAGCCACAGCAGACGAAGGCGAUGGCUGCCAGUUACGUAAUCCUUGCAGCCUCCAUGAAUUGCCGGACUGUAUCAGAGGAUCUGAUUGCAUUAUGAGGUGAAUUCGUUCCCAAAAAUCAUGGUGCGUGUAUUUCUCGCACCAGUUGUUAAAUGUUGAAAUUGUGAUGAAGACCCUCUAUUUUAAAAACUACGGCAUUUGAUUGCCUUCUAGUUUCAUUCGAAAGCAAGGACUUGAAUUUAACUUGGAAACAACAAAUUGGAACUGACAUUUACAUUUACGACAAAGAAAUGGCCCAGUUUGAUAUAUUGUCAGCCAAACGACGUGGAAAACAUCAAAUCUACCAUUCAGGUGAGUUUAUAAAAAAGAAAUAGGUUGCUUGCUCAAGCGACACCUCCAAAACACCGAAAAGCGACUAAAUGUCCAGCUCAUCUUUUUCGAUUUCACAGUUCUCACCGUGAAUGAGUCAGCUGUGUAACCAUUUAAAGGAUAUGCCUUUGGAUAAGUUAGAUUCUGACAAAAACGUUUCUUCUUUUUUGCAUUCAUCAGAGGGAUUUUCAGGUCUCACGACAACAAUAAAAUUCAGGCGUCGAACGAUGUAUUAUAUAUUCCAAAUGUACAUACCUUGUAUCUGCGUUGUGAUUUUAUCAUGGGUAAGCUUCUGGAUUGACGAGACCGAUGGUUCUGACCGCGUAGGACUGGGGAUAGCUACAGUUCUAACUAUUAGUUUCAUGAGAGGCUCUAUGAAUGAUAAUGUACCACGUGUAUCAUAUCUCAAGUCCGUGGAUUAUUUUUUGUUGGGUUCGUUCGUAUUUGUCUUCAUGACCCUGAUCGAGUACGUGCUGGUUUUGAAACAGACAAGAAAGGAGAAGAAAAGGAAAAACGAGAAAAAUAAAGAAACAUUGGCACGUGACCGAAAGCGGGAGGCAGAGCUGCUGUUUUCAGAUUCAGAGGAUGAAAAGGUAUUAUGGUAAUAGUAAUAAAAAAUAAUAAUCUGUAGAGAGGAGCAAAGUUAACUGAUCAUUUUAUCUUUUAAGUUUUAAGAAUAACACUUGUUUCCUUCUAUAGGAGAUCUUUUGAACCGACUUUUUUUUAACAGAAAAAACAUGACUUUUCUUCCCUUUAUGCGGAAUUAAUUGAUGUGAAAAAAAUUUAGCAUGCUAACCCCUUUUGAAUUAUUAUAUUCAAUGAUAACAUCAAUUUUGUACCCUUGCGUCGUUGCAAGUUUUGAUACCUUAAAAUGGACGUUGAUGCACAAUUUAGCUUUCCUGGGGUUACUGGAAUGACAACAUCCAGUAUUACUGAAGAGGUUUAAUAUCAUGAGAAGGUGGAGUAGUCGUGGGGAGGGGAAAAGGAAUGGCUAUCUGCCUUGACAAUCACUACGUCAUCUUAAAAUGACGUAUAUCUGAGAAGUUUCAUUUUCUUUUAGGUUUCUGUGUCAGUAUCCGUAGGCAGCAAAACAUAUGAUUUUCAACAUGGUAAACCGAGAACGGAAGGCAGCCCUGUGAACUUUAACGUCAAUAAUCACAACAAGCCUGGGCGUACUGUGAGAAUCGUAGAACCCACGCCUAAUUUGACCAAUAAACCUAAACGACAACCAAACCGGGAUCAAUUGAAAAAGCUUCAUAGGCGACCAUCUAUGAUUCAAAUGAUUAGAAAGACAAUCGAGGAUGGUGAAGAGGAGAUCUGCUAUCUGGAUAAGUAUUCUAGGAUAGUUUUUCCUCUUUCCUACACAAUCUUUUUGGGGAUUUACUUUGGCAUUUACACGGUGCGAUGGGAGAAUAUAGUUCCGUGAUAAAUUAUAACAAAGUCACCUGAAUGCGACAUUGGCAGAACAGGUUAAACUAUUUCGACUGUUAACGUGGAAUGUCUAGAAAUCGAGUUCUGAAGACUUAAAUUCGUGGCCAAAAAGAAGAACGGAUGACAGCGUCGAGGCGCGCUUUCAGCCGAACUACUUUGCCAAAUUUCGUUGAGAAAAAAUUAUACUCGUAAUUGAUAAUGGCGAGAGGUUAACAGCUUACGCGCAGAGUGUAUUAGCUUUUUAAACGUUUACCUAAUCUACAGUCUGGUUUUGAAAAUUGUGGUGCGUAAAGAGGACUUUACACCAGAGGGGAGGACGGGGGGUUAACAGAGUUUUGUUGAAAUUUAGGAGUAAAGCAGGAUAUUUUGUUAUUACCCGAAAUCACUAUCUCUUCUUACCAAAAAUUUACCCUGGGAAUCCCUUUAGCCACGCGCCCUUGAAUCGCGUUUUUUGUGUGUCAAAUGGGAGUUAAAUUUGAGACCAUCCAAAUGAUCUCGCUGAACGUUUUGUAUCUCUUAACUUCGAAUAUGAACAAUUAUUUUAUCGGUUAGAGGCGCUGGUCAAAAUCCGCGCUUAUUCCGGUUUUUUUUUCUCUAUAACGCUGUUUGCGUCCUUGUAUCAUUAUUAUUUGUGUUUUUAUUUGUUUCGAUAUAUGCUAGUUUAGAGAUCUCGAUCAAUAUUUUUUUACACAGUCAAACAACGUUUGCAUACGUUAACAUGACUGUUAUCACCAAUCAGUCCUCUGAGUGCAAAGAGCCGGAGUGUUAUAUUCUUUCUCGAAUUAUGAAGAGCUAACAGAUAGGGAAAUAAAUUUGAUAUUUUAGAGCUACUUAUAUCCCCGAGUAAAAAAUUAAGAGGUAAAGAAAUAAAUUUGAAUUAAACCAGUACAAAUAAACGCCUUCAGUGACUCUGAAGCCCCAAUGCUUGACGAUUAGGGAGCAAUCCGUCGGAGAUGCGCGUCUCGAUGUUUAAAGAAACUUUUACAGAAUUUGAGUUGGCUAUCGUUCUAAUGUGGCCAGCUUAUACAGAUAUUUUGAUUCCAUGUCAGCGAAUAGAUUUGUAAGCAGUUCAUCCAGGAUUUUUGGCUGUGAAUUCAGUGGAUUUCAAACAACCUUUCCCUGGUAAAGAAACGUGUGUCUAUAACAAGUAAAGCCAGCUUCACUAUACUCCUGUCCACAACUCUUAACGAAAUAACUUAAACUCAUAUUUAGUGAAGACUGAGAAAGUUGGUAUCUCCUUGUCACACAUUUAUCAUUUACUGCUUUCCUGAGGCCUGCAUUCCUCUUACUAUAUCGU